This is a messenger RNA of Scutellospora calospora, 578 nucleotides long. The record is from the annotation of a GenBank genome assembly. Lineage: Eukaryota; Fungi; Glomeromycota; Glomeromycetes; Diversisporales; Gigasporaceae.
GCUUUAAAACUUGAUUUUCACGUCGAUAAUGUAUAUAAAAAGCAUUUUCAGAGCGCUAUAACUGGCCAAAAAAGUGAAGAUUUAGAUUACUCGAAAUUUUUUGUCGAACACUUAAAAGGACAACCACAAUUUCCCUCAGUUUCUAAUAGAGAAGAUUACAUUAAUGGAAAUAAGGAGGAUGUAAAAAAAAUGGACCGAAACGAAUUCAGAUCAAUACCUCAGCAAUCUGACUCUAUAAAACAGGAUGAUAAAGACCCAUUAACAUUUUUAAUUGAUUCAUUCAGAGAUAUGCAACUUACAUUUGAACCACUUAUUCCGUAUAAACCAGUUUAUAUUGCAAAGCUUCCUAAUGAAUCGAUAGUAUGUAUACUUGAAAAAUUGGUCAUGGUAGGAGAUGUAACUUCCCUUGAAAGGUUUGGUUUAGUUUGCAAGAAAUUCUUGUUAUUGUCGAGAGAACCUUCAUUAUGGAAAUAUUUGUGUGAAAAAGCGUAUCGAUAUAGAAAUUUAGAAUGUAAUGAAUCAAAUAAAUUGUUAGCAAAAGACGUGGAAUUGUUGUACGCUAACGAUUGGAGAAGAAU